Messenger RNA from Aedes albopictus (Asian tiger mosquito), 2470 nucleotides. Its product is annotated as elongation of very long chain fatty acids protein 7. The record is from RefSeq and is a predicted model, not a curated record. NCBI's taxonomy places the organism in Eukaryota, Metazoa, Arthropoda, Insecta, Diptera, Culicidae. Gene Ontology annotation, biological process: fatty acid elongation, polyunsaturated fatty acid; sphingolipid biosynthetic process; fatty acid elongation, monounsaturated fatty acid. The coding region runs from base 828 to 1643 and encodes 271 amino acids. Gene Ontology annotation, molecular function: fatty acid elongase activity. The transcript has 5 exons. Gene Ontology annotation, cellular component: endoplasmic reticulum membrane.
CUAUGGCAAUGCCGAUGUCCCAACUUUAUCGUGUCCAAGUUUGAAUUCAGCAAUGUGGUUAACCUUAGUUAAUUUAUAACUUUAUCGCCACAAAACCUUUGAAUCAGUUCCAACGGAAACUUUGCAUUCACGUUUUCACUACUAUGGCGCAAUAAUACUUACAUUCGUGUCCAAGCCUGGAAGUUGACCGUCUACCCCUGUGUAGCUGGCAAACUAGAAAUCCAAAUCGACUCACAUCGGGCGUCAGUUUCAAUUUCGAAAGACGACGUCACUUGCAAACCCACUCGAUCGUUGCUACUUACCUGGGCUUGACCUUUCCCCGCUUGCAGAAAUCGCAAUAUCGGUGCCAUAUGAUAAACGAAAACGGACGUGGUCAAAUCAGCCUGGCUGAUAUUUCCGAACCCCAGUGAUAAGCACCGAAACAUUUGCCAAUCGCCUGUUCUAUAUAUUUCGACAGUUAGUACCGUCCACGCUUCCAUACGAUCAUGACGGUGUAACAUCGGGCACAAAAUGCAAAUUUUCGGGUUACCUACCGAAACCGUCUGUCUGAGCUCGAACGCGGUGGUUGUCCGGUCAGUAUCGAUAAAUAGGGCCUGAGUGCGGUUCGACAGAACUUGUUACCUGGACAGUGGCUUCUUCGUAGGUCGCGUGGCUGCGUGGAGUGCGGUUUGAUGAACUCCGGACUGUGUGUGAUUUGAGUUGGAUUAGAGUUCGGUGCCACAGAAAAUGAUAGUUUAAGAAGAAUUGUACUAAGUGAAUAACUCGAGUAGUGCUUAUUUGAUAAGAAUUUUAUUGGUGGAUUUUGAUUGAGCAAAAAAGUGACAAAAAUGGCUUUAGUAUUAAGAUCGAUGUACAACUUCUUCACGUUCCUGUUCAAAGAAUACAACGAUCCACGAGUGGAACAUUUUCCGCUGCUGGGGUCGCCAUGGCCGGUGCUGGUGAUAAUCUUCCUGUAUCUAAAGUUCGUCAACAACUGGGGCCAGAAGAUGAUGGCAGAUCGACAGCCGUUCAGCUUGAAAACGGUGAUGAACGUGUACAAUGCGGUGCAGAUAGUGCUAAAUUUGUACAUCGGAAUCACCGGUUUUGCCAAUUCGUACUUCUCCGACGAUUACGACUGGGUCUGCGAACCGAUUAGCCAGAAAGUGACCCCAACCAGACAGAAGCUCAUAUUCGUCACGUACCUGUACUACCUGUCGAAGAUACUAGACCUGCUAGAUACAGUGUUCUUUGUGCUGCGAAAGAAGAAUAAUCAGAUUACGUUCUUGCAUACGUAUCACCAUGCCGGAAUGGUGUUUGCAACAUACGUCUUCACGAAAUUUGUGUCGGGGAGCCACGCGACGUUGCUCGGGUUGAUCAACAGCUUUGUGCAUGUCAUCAUGUACUUCUACUACUUCCUGACCUCGUUCCGGCCGGAACUGCGGAAUUCUCUCUGGUGGAAGAAGCACAUCACACAAAUUCAACUGAUCCAGUUCAUGGUCCUGAUGGCUCACUUCGGCCUACCGCUGAUAUUUGGCUACUGCAACUAUCCGGCGGUGUUCCUGUUCAUCGGUUUUACGCAGAACCUGUUCAUGUUCACGCUGUUUGCCGACUUUUACCUGAAAGCCUACGUGAAAACCCAGAAGGACAAAGUGAAAGACUCCUAACUCAUGGCCGCGACCAAACGGAGCCGAACCGUACAGAACCGGUGAAUUACAUUAGCCAACGUGGUCGUCGUCGUCGUCGUCACAUACGGCUGAAAUUACAUGUACACAUUUUGCGUGUAAGUGCACACACCCGUCAGUCAGUCAGUCCACCAGCCAGCCAGCCUGCUCAACCAGCCCAACCACCCAAAUCACCUUUGUUAGUUUGUCACCCAUAUAUUAUGCCAAUAAGAGACCUUUCCCUCGUCUACUGCCAACCCCCCCCAUCAACAUCGCUAGGCUAUAGGUUCGAAUAAGUUGUGUAUUAAAGCAGCUAAUUUAUAGUAGUUUCUAGCGCAGAAUAGAUUCCGUCACCAAGCAAGGCGGUAGGUUUUAAGUUCGAUAAACUAAAUAUACACAACACACUGAAUGUGACCUUUGAAUUGUACGCGUGAGACUAACUAAUGCAAAUAUGUCACAGCCAAACGGUUUUGUAAAACAAAACUACGAACGGGUCAUUGGACUUAGGCACGUGCUGUGAGGGUGCCGUACUCAGCAAUUAAGUGAACGAAAUAUCCUGAGCUAACGAGAUUUUUUAAGUAGGUUAUUUGUUGAUUCUGUUGCACGAGGGUAACCUGGGGUAAUACGCACCCCUGGGGGCAAAACGCCUUCACGUUAUUCCAUGAUAUAAUUGAAGUUUCCUUCAGCAAGCAAACUAGAAUAAAAAGCGUGGAAAACGAUGAUUUUCCACAUUUGGAAAGAUUGUCUAAUUUGAAGCGCGCGGAAUUUAAGCAAUGGUGCGCUGUUUAUAUGGAAUCAUCCUAUUAACUAUUGUCAAGAUUCCAGAGAAA